AUGAAGCUUGCUACCUCUUUGGUGCUAAGCUCAUUUGUCCAUCAAGGGCUUGCGGCUCUUGAUUCAAAGGCGAUACUGUCCAAAUAUUUCGGCAAUGAUGCACCGUGGUAUCAGGACCGCAUUCCUCUCUUUGAAUCCAGCGACGCCGACCUCACCGAUACAUACUACUACCGCUGGUCCAUCUUCCGCGCCCACCAACGUGAUCUAGGCGCCUAUGGAUUCAUCUCAACCGAGUUUCUCAACGAUGUCUCCUGGCAAACCAAGCCAUGGGCUUCGCUGAACGAUGCAACAGGCUUCCAUCUCCUAGAGGCUAGAUGGUGCCGUGACCGAAGAUUCAAGGAGGAUUACGCAACCUUCAUGUACAGCAAAGACAGCAGCAGGCGCCAAUUCUCGGAGAGUAUGGCGUCAGCUGUUUGGGAUGGAUAUCUGGUCGACGGGUCGGUGCCUGAUGUCAUCAAACGACUGGAUGCUAUGCAAGUCGUCUAUGAGGCGUGGAAGGACUCGUACGACACUUCAAAGGGUCUGUACUGGGUUGAGCCACUUCGUGAUGCUACAGAGUAUACCAUCUCUAGUAUUGACGCAUCUGGUGGCCUCGAUGGUUUCACUGGAGGAGAAUCAUUCCGACCAACAAUCAACAGCUACCAAUACGCCAACGCCCGGGCAAUCGCCAACAUUGCAGCGCUCAAAGGCGGUUUGGCCAGUACAGUUUCGACGUACAACGGACGAGCGGACGCGCUCAAGCAGCGCGUACAAGACGCACUCUGGAACUCUACAUUCGAGCACUUCAUCGACCGCUUCAAAGUCAACAACCAGCACGUUACCUACUGGAACUUCAUCCGCGGACGCGAACUCGCCGGCAUGGUCCCCUGGACGCACGACCUCCCCGACGACAAAGUCGAGUACGCCCAAGCCUGGAGCCACGUGCUCAACAGCAGUCAGCUGUCCGGCCCCGCCGGGCUCCGUACAGGAGAGCCCAGCUACCAAUACUACAUGCGACAAUACCGGUACGAAGGCAAAAACCCAGAGUGCCAAUGGAACGGCCCCGUCUGGCCCUUCCAAUACACCCAAGUGCUCUCCGGCCUCGCAAACUUCCUCGACCACUACCCCACGGGUGCUCAAACCGGCGUCAUCACACCAAAAGACUACACGGCCAUGCUCCGCAAAUACGCAAAACUCCAUCGAAACCCUUCAACGGGAAUCUUGGAUUUGGAAGAAGAUUACCACCCGGACACCGGUCUCCCCAUUGUCGGCCUCAAGCGCUCCCACCACUACUUCCACUCGGGCUUCAACGAUCUCGUGCUAAGCGGUCUAGUCGGUCUCCGUCCUUCUGCUUCAGACGUCCUCGUCGUAAACCCGCUCUUCGAUUCUUCAUCCAUUGCCUACUUCCGUGCAGAACGCAUCACGUACCACGGCCACGACAUCGCCGUGCAAUGGGACAGCGACGGUUCGCGCUACGGCACUCGCGGGCUUGUGAUUGAAAUCGACGGCAAAGUCGCAGCGCAGCAACUUGACGUCUCCAAAAUUAGUAUUCCGCUGCAGCCCGCACCCGCGCCCACACCGUUUACAAGUCGCAUUGCGAAAUCUAUCCAGCUUAAUGCGUCGACUCCUUAUCCCCGCGGCACCGCGUCCGUGGCGAAUUCAAAUACCUACGCUGCGAUUGAUGGACGUGUGUGGUUCUUUGAUACAGAGGAUGCGGCGAAUGGAUGGGAGUCUCCUGUCGCUACUACCUCCUCCACUGGUGGUGACAUGUGGUUCGAAAUCGACUUCGGUAAACAGGUUACUACGAGUAGUGCUGAAAUCGCGUUUUUCGCAAGUAAAAAUCAGGGCUUUGCGGCACCGAGUAAAUAUAAGGUUCAGGUCCAAGGACAAGGAGGUAGUUGGGGGGAUGUGCAGGGGGCGACGUAUGGAGGUGUGGUGGCGAAUGGGGUUACGCAGGUUGCAUGGACGGCUGUGCAGAGUCAGAAGGUUAGGCUGGUUUUUACGCCUACGGUUGGGGAGAGGGUUAGGUUGGUUGAGUUCAAGGUCUUCUAG
Molecule: messenger RNA, 2031 nt
Organism: Bipolaris victoriae FI3
Lineage: Eukaryota; Fungi; Ascomycota; Dothideomycetes; Pleosporales; Pleosporaceae
Exons: 1
Coding region: 1-2031 (676 amino acids)
Biological process (GO): carbohydrate metabolic process
Source: RefSeq, a predicted model, not a curated record